Molecule: messenger RNA, 1437 nt
Organism: Dentiscutata erythropus
Lineage: Eukaryota; Fungi; Glomeromycota; Glomeromycetes; Diversisporales; Gigasporaceae
Source: the annotation of a GenBank genome assembly
AUGAGGAAUCCAAAGACAAAAUUUUUAAUCAAAAUUAUUUUUUUCGUAACCAUUUUCAUAUGUAAUGUAAUUGGUAGUUUUAUACCGGAAGGCCGAGCUGGCCAAGAAGCAAUAUUAAUAGGAACUCAAUUAUAUUUUAUGGGAGGAUCUCGUACAAUUCCAUCCUCGAAUCCUAUUAAGAGCAAUAUAAGAGGAUAUAAUUUAUCGGAUGAAGUCUUCUUCUUGGAUCUUUCAAGCGCUUUCUCUACAAAUAAUCCACCAUUUGUGGAUCUUUCUGAUGCUGGUGCACGAAUGGAAUUUGGAAAUGAAAAAGGGUCAGUAGUACUCGGUGGAGCAAACAAGGAUAAUGUGUAUCUCGUUGGAGGCACACAGCAAGACCUUGCACUUCUUAAUAAAGAUGAUCAGAAUAAAACGAUAACCUCGAAUCAAACGUUAAUGAUAGAACAAAUAUUUAAUACUUACAACGCGACGGAUCAAAUGAUUUUUCUUUAUAGACCUGCAUCACGAGCUUGGAGUACGCUUGGGCAAGGAGUUAUCGGAACUCAACCGACUAGACGUAGAACAACUUCAACAGUUAUUGAUCAGAAUGGAAAAAUAUAUAUAUUCGGAGGAAGAGUUGAAUUUGAUAUGUUUUCGCAUACACUUAUUUUAUACAAUGAUUUAUAUACUUUUGACACAACAUUGAUAAAAUGGGAAAAAAUUGAUGCAGCUAAUGCACCUUCGGCUCGAAGUCAUGCUACUCCAAUAUUACUUCCAAGUGGCAAGAUUCUUUACAUUGGAGGUGUUACCCAGUCCGCACCCGGAGUUCAAACUAAUUUAUUACCAAUGACCGAACCCAGAGUUGGCCAUACAGCAACAUUAACACCAAAUAAUAAAACAAUUAUUAUAUUGGGUGGAACAACAAGCUACGUAUUAAACCAAACUGUUCCUCAACCUAAUUAUUUAUCAUUAGAUAUUUCAAAAGAACCUUAUCAAUAUUCUGAGCUAAAACUUUCUGGAAAUAACCCACCUUAUUUAUCAUUUCAUACUACUACAUUAUAUAGCAAUUACAUGAUCGUUGCCUUUGGCAACAUUACAAAUGAUGCAUCACCAUCAUAUGAAACUAGCCCAAAUAUAUAUUUAUUGGACGUCAAUUGUCUUGCGUGGGCAAACAAAUUUUCAACUGAUAGUUCUAGUUGCCCUACACCUUCACCGUCUUCACCAUCACCAUCAGGACCAAGUAUUGGAUUGAUUGUUGGCUUAGUACUUGUAGGACUUUUUGCAAUAGUAGUGGUGGCAGCAAUUAUAUGGUUUAUACAAAAAAAAGUGAAAAAAAGGAAAAAAUCGAAUAUAUUGAAUGCGUAUCCGAGUAAUGGGUAUCCGAGUAAUGGGUAUCCGAGUAAUGGAUAUCCGAGUAAUGGAUAUCCGAAUGGGUAUCGUGCGGAAUCAUGCGCAUAA